Molecule: messenger RNA, 1287 nt
Organism: Cavenderia fasciculata
Lineage: Eukaryota; Evosea; Eumycetozoa; Acytosteliales; Cavenderiaceae
Product: enoyl-CoA hydratase/isomerase domain-containing protein
Exons: 3
Coding region: 1-1287 (428 amino acids)
Biological process (GO): L-valine catabolic process
Cellular component (GO): mitochondrion
Molecular function (GO): 3-hydroxyisobutyryl-CoA hydrolase activity
Source: RefSeq, a predicted model, not a curated record
AUGGAUGCAAAAACAUUAGGUAGAAUAGAGUCUGUUGGUGGUCAUUUACUUGCAACUCCACCACAUUCAUCUGACAAUACUAGUAAUAACAGUAAUAAGACUACUACUACUACUACUAUUACAAAUACAAAUAAUAAUAUUAAACAAAUAAGAGUAGAAGGAGGAAAGAAAGUUUGGGAAACAAUGGAUAAUACAGACAUGAUAUUAGAGAGACAAGAGAACCAUUGUACCGUCAUUUCAUUGAAUCGACCAAAACAACUCAAUGUCUUGUGUACCGAUAUAUUUGUUGGUUUGAAUAGAAAGUUAUUAAACUAUGUUCACAAUGAUAAUCUACAUCUUUUAAUUCUAAAAGGAAGUGGUAACAAAGCUUAUUGUGCUGGUGGUGAUAUUAAAGAAUUAACAUCAAAUACAAGAAAAUUAAGUUAUUCAUUCCCAAAAUAUUUCUUUACACAUGAAUAUAAUAUGGAUUAUACAGCUGCGACAUUACGUAAACCAAGUAUUGUGUUUUGGGAUGGUAUUGCAAUGGGUGGUGGAUUGGGUGUUAGUUGUCACUCUACCUUUAGAAUCGUCACUGAAAGAACCGUUUGGGCAAUGCCAGAGGUAUCGAUUGGACUCUUCCCAGAUGUUGGUGGUUCCUACUUUUUAUCACGUCUACCAGACUCACUUGGUAAUUAUUUAGGUUUAACUGGUAAAAGUAUUACUGGUGCUGAUUGUUUACAAUUUGGUAUAGCAACACAUUAUAUAUUAUCAGAAAGAUUACCAGACUUGGAAAGAAAAUUGGUUGGAUUGGUCAAUAGUCAAGAUAGAAAUCAAAUUGAAUCUAUUAUUAUGGAAUUUGCAUCAACUCCAAAGACACCAUCACCACUUUUACAAGAAUGGCAAUUGAUACAAAAACAUUUUGCCAACAAGUUUAAAUCGGUAGAGGAGAUUCUCAAAUCACUAGAAUCAAGUGGUACUAAAUGGGGAACUGACAUGGUUGCUUUGAUUCGUAAGAAAUCACCAACCAGUGUAAAGAUUGCAUUUAGACAGGUAAAGGUUGGAUCAUCGAUGACACUUGAACAAGUUUUCACAAUGGAGUAUCGUAUUGCCAUUAGAUGUCUUGAAUCACCAGACUUUUUCGAAGGUGUUCGUGCCGUCGUAGUCGACAAGGACCAUAAACCAAAAUGGAAUCCUUCCACUUUGGAACAAGUCACUGAUGAUCAAAUCGAUCGUUAUUUUUCUCCAUUACCUUUAGGUCAAGAAUUACAAUUAGGUAGUAAUUUUUAUGUUACUGGUCUUCAUCAAUAA